GCGACAGCUGUUGCUGAAGCGCUACUUUUAUUUCUGUUUUGAUUACUUUUAUGUAAUGGUGAAAGUAUGGUGAAAGUGGAGGUGGAAUACUGCGGCAUCUGCAACUUCAGCGGACAGUGCCACCUGCUGCGCGACUUCCUGCUGGCCUCGUCGCCCGACUUGGACGUAUCCUGCCGCCAAGGACGCCGCGGAUCCUUCGAGGUGGCCAUCGACGGCCAGCUGGUGCACUCGAAGCUCUCCUGCCUGGCCUUUCCCCAGCACGCCAGUGUCCUGGCCCAGGUCCACAGGGCGGAGCGCGGAGAGCCCGUCGAGAAGGUCCUGGAGCAGCCCAUCAAGGACUGCAGUGUGAUGUGA
Molecule: messenger RNA, 354 nt
Organism: Drosophila takahashii
Lineage: Eukaryota; Metazoa; Arthropoda; Insecta; Diptera; Drosophilidae
Source: RefSeq, a predicted model, not a curated record